This is a messenger RNA of Fusarium verticillioides 7600, 1773 nucleotides long. RefSeq lists its product as hypothetical. NCBI's taxonomy places the organism in Eukaryota, Fungi, Ascomycota, Sordariomycetes, Hypocreales, Nectriaceae. The transcript has 7 exons. The coding region runs from base 291 to 1223 and encodes 310 amino acids. Gene Ontology annotation, cellular component: cytoplasm; ribonucleoprotein complex; nucleus. The record is from RefSeq and is a predicted model, not a curated record. Gene Ontology annotation, molecular function: mRNA binding.
GCAAGCUUGCCUUGCGCCCAUGUUCUCUUUCUCCUCUCCACCAAACUCAGCGUUGCUCUUCGUAUCAUCAUCAUCAUCAAAGUCAAUCCUCGUCCAAAAACCGCCACCUUCUCAAAACCCCGCGUUUUGACUCUGGCUCUUUUGUUGGUCCCAUCGCGUGACUGGCCCUGGACAUUUAAUCUGGAAUCUCCCUGGCUUUGAUCCAUAUUCGACUUUCUGCUCUGUUCCUCUCUCCAUCUGGAUCCCCCUCUUGCUUGACCCGACGACACGACGCUCCUCCCAACGGCAACAUGACGGAGGUAUCAGCCACCCGGCUGUACUUGGGAAACCUCCCUCGAAAUGCUACCAAAUCCGAUGUCGAGGCUCACUUCGCGACUCAUGGUACCGGAGAAAUCACCGAGGUUAAGCUCAUGAAUGGCUUCGGUUUCAUCGAGUACAAGGACCCCAUGGAUGCCCGUGAUGUUGUACCGGCCUUCCAUGGCUCUGAUUUCAUGGGAGAACGACUCACUGUCCAGUUCGCCCGCGGUUCCCGGCAUCGCGAGGGCGGUUUUGGCAACCAUGAGCGCACCGCGCCACGGCCUCGUCGAACCCCUCAUCGAAUGCAGAUUACGGGACUUCCAAACGAUACCUCUUGGCAGGAUCUCAAAGACUUUGCGCGUCAGUCUAGCUUGGACGUUGUCUAUUCUGAAACUGGCCGCGACUCGAACGGCCGAGGUUUCGUCGAAUUCGAGACUGCAGCAGACCUUAGAACGGCUGUUGAGAAGCUCGACGGGCGAGAAUUCAAGGGCCAGCGAGUCCAAUGCGUUGCUGACACUCAGCCGGAUAUGCCUCCUCGCGAGCGCGGUAGAUCCCGCUCCCCAGGACGUCGACCUUAUCCUCCUCCCAUGGACGACUACGACCGGCGCGGCCCUCCCCGCGGAUACAGUCCCCGCGGUGGUGGUGGUUACGGCUACCGGGAUCGUAGUCCUCGUCGCGAUUACUAUGAUGAUCGCGCCCGUUAUCGAUCUCCUCCUCGCCGUCCUAUGGAGGACUAUCCUCCCCCUCCCCCUCGCGGCCGCUACGACGACCCCUAUCGCCGCGACUACCCUCCUCCGCCCGAUCCCUAUGCCAAUGGGCGACCUCCCUAUGACCGACCCCCUCGAGACUUCCCUCCACGAGAGGGCGGAUACCCACGAGAUGGUGGUUAUCCCCGAGACUAUGAUCGUGGUGGACGCUACUGGUAAAUCCAUAUCCCAUUACCGCUUUGGGCGCUUGCUUGGCGGGACUGUCCUUGACCGACGGUGUUAGAUCUACUCUCAACCGAAUACGCUAAAUGGCGUGAAACUUUGACGACCAGUCAUGAGGUAGGAAGGACAAGAUUGAAACGAUCGACAGGCAGAUAUGCGCAACAAUGAUUGACGACCGACUGGUGAUAUUCUCAACGAGCAAACACAAGUAUGAGGGACAUUAGGAUGGCGUCAGGUGUAGGGGUUGGAAGACUUGACGAGGGUUGACAGGUACCGGCAAAAGCCACGGGCGCACACGACAUGAAUGUCUUGGGUAAUAUGAACUAUAGUGUAUGACUACUAGGAAGCCGUCGUGGGUGAGGGUUUGCUUAUUUGCUUUUAUUUUGUCUUAUACUAUAUAACCUGGAGGAAGAUUUUGGGACCACUCGGUAAGAGUCGUUAUUUGCUAGGUAGUUUUUGCUUUUAUCACUGAAAAGGGUCAAAAUAAUCCAACUUUUGCUUUUGUAUUGUUCAAAUUGACAUGGCAUUACUGCACAACGAGUGAAUC